Molecule: messenger RNA, 728 nt
Organism: Ichthyophthirius multifiliis
Lineage: Eukaryota; Ciliophora; Oligohymenophorea; Hymenostomatida
Exons: 1
Source: RefSeq, a predicted model, not a curated record
UUCAUAUUCCAAAAACUAUAUAAUUAAAAAAAUAAAAUGUGACGCUUAAAUAUAAAAAACUAGAGCGAAUAUAUUUAUUUUUAAGUUAUGGAUUACUAUUAGAAGAUCUGAUUUUACCUCGAUCAGGCAAAUAUGAAUAAAUUUAUCGAAUAUAUAUUUGAAAAACAUAAGAAUUACGUUAUUUAAUUAUAUGCUGUAACUUCUACUGUUUAGUUUUUAAAUUAAUUUGAUGAAGGUUAGUAAUUAUUAAUAUUUUCAGUGUUGAAGGAAAAGAUUUAGAUAAAUAAUGAAAGAAAUUAGAAAUCUAGAAUUUUAAAUUGCUAAAAAUUAAAAUGAAAUGCGAAAAUAAGUUUAAUAAAAGAAUUAAGUUUUUUUACUUUUUAAAUAAUUUUUUAUAUAUUUUUGUUUCAAAUUUAAUGUAUGCUCAUUUUAAUUUAUUAUUACAUUUUUCCUUAAAUAAAAAUAUAAUGAGAUAGGCGUGUAAAGGCAUAAAAACAUUAAUUAAGAAUAUUUUGAAUAAUUUUAAAAUGGAAAAUUAUAAAUAAAAUAAAAAAGUUAAUUAUAACAAAACGUGAUGAUGAGUAGUUCAAUCUUGAUUAAAAAUUAACGAAUAUGAUAGAAUUAGUGAAAAAAUCGAACAAAAAAAUAUAAGAAUACCAAAUAUAAGAAAAAUUUGUGUUUUUGAAAGAAGCUUAAAAAUUUCGAAAAUAAUUGAAAUAUUUAGAGCG